Molecule: messenger RNA, 2239 nt
Organism: Gracilinanus agilis (Agile Gracile Mouse Opossum)
Lineage: Eukaryota; Metazoa; Chordata; Mammalia; Didelphimorphia; Didelphidae
Gene: HEXIM2
Product: HEXIM P-TEFb complex subunit 2
Exons: 2
Coding region: 915-1652 (245 amino acids)
Biological process (GO): negative regulation of cyclin-dependent protein serine/threonine kinase activity; negative regulation of transcription by RNA polymerase II
Cellular component (GO): cytoplasm; nucleus; nucleoplasm
Molecular function (GO): 7SK snRNA binding; cyclin-dependent protein serine/threonine kinase inhibitor activity
Source: RefSeq, a predicted model, not a curated record
UCAGGGGAAUUGCCCCUUUAGCAGUGGGGUGUUUGUACUAGUCUUCAGCCCAGGCUCUUCCUCUCAGCCACUUUAGUCUCAGCUAGGAAUCCCAUUCCAUUCCUCUCAUCUUGGCUUCAUUUUACUUUUAGGAUUUUCUUUUCCUUUGUCCUUUACAUCUUUAGGUUUUAAUUCACUACCCACUCUCCACCCAGGUCCUUGCCAUAUCUACAUCCUAGAGUGGUAAAUGGGUGAUGGCUGUCCAACUUUUCUGCCAGUUCUGCUCUCCUUCCCUUUAGGCUUUGGUUAUAUGGAGAAGCGUCAUCAUGUUUUUAGAGUGAAAAACUGAGGAGUUGGUCAUCAGUUCUCCUGCUUGUGGCAGACAACCCACCCCAGCUGAAUCUCUCUAGUGCCCUGAAUUCAGAGGCUUAGAUGCCCUUUACCCAGGUGUAGGUAGCACAGGAGGGUAGAUUUGUUUGGGAAAUCCAGUGGAGGGAUCAAUUUGUGAGCCCAUUUUAAAUUUGACCCUUCCUCACUGGGGGAAGUGAGGUGGCUUAUCUUAGGCCCUGGGAAGUCAGCCUCAGCUCUCCUUCUGCUCUGGGUUCUCUUCAGGCUCACCUAUCACAAAAUGGCUUCCCUUUCCAUUGCUCAAGGAGUCCCAGGAGGAGACCGAGAACACCCCCCUCCCCCCCCUUGAGGUUAGCCAUAAGGCUUUUGUUGUGUUCUCCUUUACAGCACAGACCAUUAUAGAGAAACUUCUGCUCAGGUUUCAUAGAAAAGAGAAACAUCCUCCCUGUCACUUCCCCUAAACCUGGAAAAAGCCUUCCUGAACCUGUACUGACCUGGAGAAGACAAAGAACUCUUGGAUCUCUUCCAGCCUUGGUGUACCAUCUGAGCCUUCUGAUACUGGUAGCUAUAGGCCCCUGACCCCUGGGAUGGACAACCCAUUGGAGUGGAAGGAGCCGGCAAGGACCAACAAUGGCAGCAGUGGACAAAAUGGGACAUCCCAAUUUGAGAGCCCAGGGAGUGGCCCUACUGAGGCACUGGUUCGGAGGAAGCAUAGACGGCGGUCCUCAAAACGCAAAAGACAUGGUUGGCGGCCCUAUCUGGAGCUGAGCUGGGCAGAGAAGCAGCAACGGGAUGAACAACAGAGCCAACGAGCCUCCAGGGUUCGAGAGGAGAUGUUUGCCAAGGGGCAGGCUGUGGCACCCUACAAUACCACUCAAUUUCUGAUGGAUGACCAUGACCUUGAGGAGCCAGACCUGGAGAACCACCAGGGGGUACCCCACCAGGGUUCUGGCUGGGAAGAGGAAGAUGAAGAAGAAGGUGGGAGUACUGGGGACCUUGAUGGUCGAAGGAAGGCCCAGGGUGAGUUCCUCCAAAGAGACUUUUCAGAAACCUAUGAGCACUACCAAGUAGAAAGCCUCCAGGGCCGAAGUAAGCAAGAACUGGUACGGGACUACUUAGAGCUGGAGAAACGGCUCUCAAAGGCUGAGGAGGAGACAAGGAGGCUGCAGCAGCAGCGAGACCCCCUGGGUCCUCACCCCUGCCACCGGGCCCAGGAACUGGCAGCUGAAGUGGAACGAUUGAAGAUGGAGAACCAGCGGCUUCGUCAGGAGAAUGAAAUGUGGGGUCAAGGGGGCAACAGCCCCAGUGGUGAUGUGGGCACCUAGGGAAGCCCUGUCCUAGCCUCUCCCCAGCCCCUGUGGUAAGAGAGGCUUUCUAGCAAAUAGGGGGUGUGGGGGUGCAAGGCAAAGAGAAGGCAUCCCUUCUGCACUCCUUUUACCUGCCCAGCAUAGUAUCUAAGGAGAUUUGCAGUAUCUGUGUUCUUGGGAAGCCCUGCCUUCAAACUCUGGGCCUCAAGGCCUAGCUCUGGACAGAGACCCGUAGGAGCAGAGUUCCAGGUUUGAACUUCUCCCUCCAGCAUGCUGCUGCUUCAGAGGAGAAGUUCCAUCAGGACAAGUUAAGUUUGUUUUCUUGCUGUCCCUUGUUUUAUUUUUUCUUUAGAAAAAUUAAAAUGGCUUGAUGACAGCAAAGGGGAUUUGGGUAAGAAUUGUAUCACUGAGAUGGGAAGGAUCCUCUAGAUCUCCUUGGGAGAUGGUGAGACCUAGAGAGGAAGGCCAUGGGUUUGGGGUCCUGUCUCCUCCUAAGUUAGAACAAUAACUUCUCUUAGGUGACUGAGAGAAACCCAGACACUGGCCUGUUCCCUCUCAUUCCCCUUUCUCUGUCAUUCCUUCAAGAAAAUGGAGCUGAUGUCAGA